AUGUCGUCGCCCCCGUCGGCGGCAGCGGCGGCGCCAUGGAAACGGCUGCUCCUCUCGGCGCUGGAGGCCAACGCCAACCUCAAGCACGCCCGCUUCUUCCAACUCGUAACCCCUCGCGUCCCAUUAACAGAGUUCGGAAUCGACUGGAUGUCCGCGUAUGGUGGUUCCUCAUAGUUCUUCCUCUCUCUGUGAUCUCAGGCGACGGUCGGCUCCAACGGCAGGCCUGCGAAUCGCACCGUGGUUUUCAGGUCCGCCGCUCUCUUCAUCCUCAUUCCCCAUGCUCUCCUCCCUCUCCUGCCAAUGCGAGCUUCUCCUCCCUCUCUUGCCGCAGGGGCUUCUCGGAGGGCUGCGACAAGAUCCAGAUCAACACCGAUUAUCGCAGCAACAAGGUCCGAACUCCCGUCUGUCUAUCUCGAUCGCUUGGUGGCGUCUAAUUGAACGUUCGCAAACAAAUUUGGGACUCUUGGAUCGACCGUUGCUAUUUUUGGCAGAUUGAAGAUCUGAAGAACUGCCCCUACGGAGAGGUAAUUCGAUCCGGAGGUAUCUUUUUUUCCUUUCUUAAUAACUAUUUACACUUGGAAUCGAGUUCUUCAGCUCCCCAUCGCUUCCAUUCUGUCUGGUUUCUGCUGAAACAUCCAAGUAUUUUCUCUCUCACGGAUCUGGAUGAGCAUAGUGUGCAGAUUUAGGGUUCAUGGUGGUGAUGGGGGUUACGUAAGUUGCCAUUAAGACACUCUGCUCCUCUGUUCAUAGAUCUGUUGGUACUUCACUGAUUCAUGGGAGCAAUUCCGCCUCCAUGGAAGGAUCGACAUCAUCGAUGGGUCAAACCCUGAUCCCGUGAAGCUUCAGGUCAUGAUCCCCCAUCCAACCUUUCUCAUAAUCUCAAAAGAAAAAAAAAAACUUUAUUUUAGUGCAAUUUAUUUCCAUUCAAACUCUUCGCAUAAAUCCAAGAAACAUCUGUUGAUUCGAUUUCGGAUGAGAAAAACAGAAGGGAUUGGAUAAUUUUAUUUUCACCAAUUAUUUCCAUCAAAAUUACUGAGAUUACACUCUUUUUAUGCUGGUUUUAGUGAGAUUCUUUUUUUUACUGAAAUUUUAUCCGGAAUGGGGGGAAAGUAUAUGAUAUCAGUUGAAAUUAACCAUCCAUUCGGUCAAGAAAUUUGAUUUUCAUCAAUUAAUUGAUCUUCAAAAUUGGAUUAUUUUUGUUAUUGAAAUUACCUGAAAUGGCCGACUCCAGCUUUUAAUGUUUUUAUUGGAUACCCAUUUAUUGCAUUACCCAAUGAAUAUAUUGCAGUUUAUUUAUUCGACCGUGCAUGGAAUUUCCUUAUGAUAUUCGAUUCUUGAGAGGCAGUGGAACAAUUCACCUGACUAAUUACUUGGUGUUUUUUUAUAUAUUAGUUUUCAGAAGUCCUUGAUCAUAUGGUCAUAUAUUCCUUCCUUUACCUAAGUUUUUAUUUAAUAAAUAUUUGGCAUAAUGUUGUUAGAAAAUAUAUAUAUCUAAUAUACGCCAUGAGCUGUGCAGCGAAGGGAGAAAUCCUGGUUUGCGAGCUCAUUAAGCUCAAGAUUCCAGUACUUGGCGCCUCACCCGGGCCUCCCUCGCAUACUGGAAGAACCCAAGGGGGGUGUUGACCUUGACCCAUCCAAAGGCCCAGUUAGUGCGUUCUGCCUUCUACAGUUUGACCCAGAACAGGUUUGAUGAUCCAUUGACUUCGCCUUGGGAUCAACCUCUGGUCGUCUUUUGCUUUUGUACAUAAUUCGUGUGGAUAAACACUCUUAACUUUAUUCAUUUUCUAUCAGGUUGAUUACUUAAAUUUGAGGAGCAAUGAGAGGGUGAUGUUUACAUCCGAACAAAUCGGCAACGGUGGGAAGCACUGGAUGCUCCAGGAAGUCAACCCUUGA
Messenger RNA from Spirodela intermedia, 1893 nucleotides. The record is from the annotation of a GenBank genome assembly. NCBI's taxonomy places the organism in Eukaryota, Viridiplantae, Streptophyta, Magnoliopsida, Alismatales, Araceae.